AUGCCGCCGUCACUAAACUACACUCCCGGAGGCGAGGACCGGGCGCCCCGCGAUGUCAAACCAUUGAGAAGAGGCUCCAGAAGCAGAAGCACGGCGAUCAGAGGGCGCUGCUGUGUGAACGUGUGUGUGUGCGUAAAGUGCGCUGCAGAUGUGAUCCACCAUGAAGCUGAGGCAGAGAAGGGGGAAAGGAGCCACGGGAGAGGGGUGGGGGUCCGAGUCUGCGCAGAACGAGGUGGAAGGGAGAAGACUGCUGCUAUAAUGGGCCCGUGCAGCAGGAGGAUAGGAUGUACACGCGGAGGAAAUGGUCGCGCAAAUGGAUUCGUGCACAUUUAA
Knipowitschia caucasica is the source of this 333-nucleotide messenger RNA. The record is from the annotation of a GenBank genome assembly. NCBI's taxonomy places the organism in Eukaryota, Metazoa, Chordata, Actinopteri, Gobiiformes, Gobiidae.